Messenger RNA from Oppiella nova, 526 nucleotides. The record is from the annotation of a GenBank genome assembly. Lineage: Eukaryota; Metazoa; Arthropoda; Arachnida; Sarcoptiformes; Oppiidae.
CGGCGUACUUGGCCAUCAUAAAGUGUACCGUAACACCAUGCUCAGGGCCGGUAACAAUGAUUUCAACUGGCAAUUUGGCGUAGGUGCUAUUUGGUUCAGCGCACACAAUGGGGACAUAAAUAAUGCCACUAUUGAAGUUAAAGACUGCGAGAUCAUCGACGCCUCAUACGCGGCCAUCAUGUACAUUGAGAGCAAAGUGUCCGGGGUCACUUUUGACAAUCUAUUAAUUAAUGGUACAGGUACCUUUGCCAUACAAUUGCAAACAGGCGGCGAAGCCACGUUUAAGAAUGUCAAGGCGAUCAACGUGGGUGAAACGGUACCAAUUUACAAUUGCGGGGUACCUUUUAAGAUGAAUAUCGAGGGUACCAAAACCGGGUGGUACACUGACAAGCCUAGUUGCGAAGACCUAUCAAGUAUUAAGCCAAAGUGGCCGUGGAAUUGGUAGUUAAUCUGGUCACUCUAAAUUUACAAUAUUGUUUUAAAAGCUUAAUUAACUAUUAUAUAUAACUUUUAAAAUUUAAACCAG